This is a messenger RNA of Closterium sp. NIES-65, 1116 nucleotides long. NCBI's taxonomy places the organism in Eukaryota, Viridiplantae, Streptophyta, Zygnematophyceae, Desmidiales, Closteriaceae. The record is from the annotation of a GenBank genome assembly.
AUGGCGCCGCGACUUUCGGUCGAGAAUGGCUCCGUGCACCAUCCGCACGCUGAAAGCAGAGGAGCGCUUCCCGCCUUGGCGGGAAGCGACGGCGGAAAGGCGGAACAGUCGCCGCCGUCGCCAGCGACGAAAGGGGUCGACGGCGACGCAGCGGCGCUGUCGCCGGCGCUAGUAGCGAGUGGAGACGAUGGCAAGGCAACGGCGCUGUCGCGGCAUUCGGUGGCGGACUGGGCGGCGAUGGUGCUGUGGAUGGGGUGGCUGCACAUCCUGCUCGCGCUGCUCCUGCUCAUCGCGCUCACCUUCCCGCACCCCCUCGCCAUCGCGCUGCUGCUGCUCCUCGCCACGCUCGCCGUCGCGCCCGUCGACGUCGAGGGGCCCCUCGCCCAGGCCUACCGCAGGUUCAUCUACCCGGUGGUGCUGCGCCACUUCCCCGUGCGCGUGCUCUUCCAUGACCGCACCGCCGUCACCUUCGGCAAGCCCUACGUGAUAGCAGUGGAGCCGCAUUCGGUGCUGCCGGUGGGGCUGGGCGCGUUCAUGUGCCACGCGCUGGCAGCGGGGGGGGUGGCGGGCGCCACGAGCGCCAUCUUCCGCGUGCCGCUGCUGCGCCAGUGCUGGCAGUGGGCGCGCCUCGCCCCCGCCACCAGGCCAGUACUCUCCGGUGUGCUGCAGCGCGGCCGCCCCGUGAUCAUCGUGCCGGGCGGCGUGCAGGAGUGCCUCUUCAUGGCGCCCGGCAAGGAGGUGGUGUUCAUCCGCCAGCGCUUGGGCUUCAUCCGCCUGGCGCUGCAGCACGGCGUGCCCGUGCUGCCCUGCUUCGCCUUCGGCCAGACCAGUGCAUAUCGCUGGUGGAGGCCAGAGGGGGCAUGGUACCGGUGGGUGGCGCGGAGAAUGGGGUUUGCGCCGAUGGUCUUCUGGGGCAUGUGGGGGUCGCCCAUCCCCUUCCGCACGCCCCUCACCAUCGCCAUCGCCACUCCCAUCGGCCAGGGUGACCCUGACCCCAACCCCUCAAAAGAAAGGGUGGCAGCGGUGCAUGCAGAGUACGUGAGGGCAUUGGAGCGCCUCUUCCUUGACUACCGCGCCCAGGCGGGUUACCCCACCACACAGCUCGAGAUCGUGUGA